Messenger RNA from Struthio camelus australis, 1656 nucleotides. NCBI's taxonomy places the organism in Eukaryota, Metazoa, Chordata, Aves, Struthioniformes, Struthionidae. The record is from RefSeq and is a predicted model, not a curated record.
GUUGCCUAGUCUCCAGCAUUCAUCUGUGGAGCCAUGCCAUCGGUUAUGGAGGGCUCAGAGAGGGGAGAAGAAGGGGAAAACUUUCACUAUGAGGAAACAGAAGAUGACAAUGUCAGUCCCACCAGCCUCUCGGAGCUGCUGAAGGAGGGAACAAAGGAAUCCCAUGAUCAUGCAGAGAAUUCUAAGUUUGUCAAAGACUUCCUGAAAGGACAGAUCAAGAAGGAGGUUUUCAAGCUGGCUACUGUGGCACUCUACUUCACGUACUCUGCUCUGGAAGAGGAAAUGGAUCGCAACAAAGACAACCCAGUCUUUGCCCCUCUGUAUUUCCCUCUAGAGCUCCACCGGAGAGAAGCAUUGGUCAAAGACAUGGAAUAUUUCUAUGGAGAAGACUGGAAGGAGAAGAUCCAGUGUUCAGAAGCAACUAAGCAUUAUGUGGACAGAAUCCAUCAUGUGGGACAGCAUGAGCCAGAGUUGUUAGUGGCCCAUGCUUAUACACGCUACAUGGGGGACCUCUCAGGUGGCCAGGUGCUGAGGAAGGUAGCCCAGAGGGCCCUGAAGCUGCCCAGUACUGAGGAAGGGAUCCAGUUCUACAUAUUUGAAAACAUUUCCAAUGCACAACAGUUCAAGCAACUCUACAGGGCCAGGAUGAAUGCUCUAGACUUGGACAAGAACACCAAGGAAAGGAUUGUGGAAGAAGCCAACAGGGCUUUCAGAUUUAACAUGCAGGUAUUUGAUGAACUGGACAAGAUUGGCAUGUCCCUAACAGAAGAAGCCCAAGAUGGAGGCGUCCCCAUCCACGAUGGAAAAGGAGACCUACGCAAAUGCCCUUACUAUGCAGACAAACUAGCUGGCAAUGCAGGACCUGGCUGUCCCUAUCAUGCUGCUGUGACCUUGGCAAAGCAGCCCAUAGUGCAGCUGAUCCUUGCGGCUUGUGUUGCUGUGGCAGCAGGAGUUGCAGCGUGGUACGUAAUGUGAUGGGAAGAGCAGUCUGCAGCUCUACAUGGUGGCAAAAGGAGAGGUGCACCCUGUCCUUCUUCAGACUGUUCCCCUGCUAUUGGUGGAGAUGACUGCAGGGUGGAAGUAAGACAAUAAACAGAAUCCAGAGGGACUGUCCAGGACUUUCUGCACAUGAGUAAUGCAAGCAUUGUAAUAUAAUGUCUUAGCAAACUAGUGUACAGGAUUGUGUUGGUGAGUGGGUAUGAGGAUUCCAGGUUGGCACUGCUCUAUUCGGACUGGGGCAACUUGUAAGGCUGCAAAUGUCUUGUCCUGUACUAGCAAAGGCUUUAUGCGCUUGGCUUUCCAUCUCCUUCCUGGAAGGAGCAUCCCAGGAAGGUGCCAUCAGUCUUUUUGGUGAAGAGCACUCAAGUUUCCUAUCAUGAGAAACUGCUGGAGAGGUACAGUAAUGCUACAGUGGCUAUGCCACAGGGCUAUUAGUUCAGGGAAGGAAUGUACUGCUUGUUCCAGUGUCCUGGGGACCAAGUGUAACUUGUGUUGAAAGGACUCUGCCCUCUUACAGGAUGGUUAGAGGGAGGGCAGUGCUCCCUGGAUGAGAGGACAGGACCAAAUGUGUGGGUGGGGGUAUGAAGGUGACAUGUUUAUUGUGCAACAUUGAUUUUUGCUGAAGCCUUGAUGGGAAUAAAAAGUUGCUAUGCUGCA